Balaenoptera musculus (blue whale) is the source of this 3361-nucleotide messenger RNA. RefSeq names its product radial spoke head component 4A (gene RSPH4A). Gene Ontology annotation, biological process: cilium movement involved in cell motility; axoneme assembly; cilium assembly. NCBI's taxonomy places the organism in Eukaryota, Metazoa, Chordata, Mammalia, Artiodactyla, Balaenopteridae. The transcript is spliced from 6 exons. The record is from RefSeq and is a predicted model, not a curated record. The coding region runs from base 35 to 2182 and encodes 715 amino acids. Gene Ontology annotation, cellular component: radial spoke; axoneme.
UUCAUCCAGAACUUUUUUUCUCUUGACUCCUUCCAUGGAAGACUCGACCCCCCUGAAACAAAAAAUAGAACACCAAGAACUUGGGGAAACAGGGCGGCCGUGGGAAGAAAUGGUAACAACCUCCCAGGAUCCUGAACCUGGGUUAUCCGAGGCCUCAGAGUCGGAGCAGGGGCCGGAAACUGGACCCCAGCCCAGGAGCAGCCCUCCUGGGAUCCCCCAAUCUGGAGCCAGCACGCCUGUGGAUGACCUCGUAGGACCAGGUGUGUCGUCUCCACCUUCCCCAUCUCAGGAGCCCUAUUCCACUCCUUCUCCCCUGGCUCUGGCCGUGCAGGACCUUAUGGCACCAUGGCAGUCAGACAAGACCACUAGUGUGAUUUCUGAAGCUGGGACACCUCACUUUGACCAUUUGGAACAGUCAUCUGAUAAAGCAGAAUCAACCCCUCAUCAAACAUGCCAAUCAGAGGGAAACACUUUUCAUCAGUCUCAGCAAACCAAAUGUCACCUGUAUGGACCGAGGGAUAUGAGCUACAACAACUCUAAACCGAAAGAGCUGAGAUUUGACAUUUUUCAAGAAGAAGAUUCAAACAGUAACUAUGAUCUGGCUCAGCCUGAGUCUGGGGCUUCUGAAGUGGCCCCCAGCAUGCUUGAGAUUGCCAUUCAGAAUGCUAAGGCUUACCUACUAAAGUCCAGUACCAAGUCGGGCUUAAAUCUAUAUGAUCAUCUUUCUGAAAUGCUGACCAAGGUCUUAGAUAAACGUCCUGAAAAUGCUGUGGACAUCAUUGAAAAUGUUAGCCAAGAUGUGAAGAUGGAACAUUUUAGUAAAAAACUGGAUACACUCCAAAAUGAGAAUGAGAUGCUUCCAACCUAUGAAAUAGCAGAGGAGCAAAAAGCUCUUUUUCUCCAGGGAAAUUUAGAAGGAGCUGACCAAGAAAUGGAAGAUGAAAUAGCAGAACACUCUCUUCCAAAUGUAAUGGAGUCAGCUUUUUAUUUUGAACAAGCUGGAGUUGGUUUGGGCACAGAUGAGACUUAUCGCAUAUUUCUUGCCCUCAAGCAGCUUACUGACACCCACCCAAUCCAAAAAUGUCGUUUCUGGGGUAAGAUCUUAGGUCUGGAAAUGAAUUAUAUUGUAGCUGAAGUGGAAUUCCAUGAGGGAGAAGAUGAAGAGGAGGUGGAAGAGGAAGAUGUACCUGAAGAGAGGGACAAUGGAGGCAGUGAAGCUGAUGAAGAUGAAUUACCAAGGUCCUUUUACAAGGCCCCACAGGCUAUUCCAAAGGAAGAAAGCAGAACAGGUGCCAACAAAUAUGUCUAUUUUGUUUGCAAUGAACCAGGAAGACCAUGGGUGAAGUUACCAGCAGUUACACCUGCACAAAUUGUUAUUGCAAGAAAAAUCAAGAAAUUUUUCACUGGGCGAUUGGAUACCCCCAUCAUAAGCUACCCACCCUUCCCAGGAAAUGAGAGUAAUUACUUACGAGCACAAAUUGCCAGAAUUUCAGCAGGGACUCAUGUCAGCCCUCUAGGAUUCUAUCAUUUUGGUGAAGAAGAAGAAGAGGAGGAAGAAACAGAAGGCAGGCGAGAUAGCUUUGAAGAAAACCCUGAUUUUGAAGGCAUCCAAGUGAUUGAUCUAGUGGAAUCCCUAUCCAAUUGGGUUCAUCAUGUACAACAUAUACUCCCUCAGGGUCGCUGUAAUUGGUUCAACCCCAUACAAAAAAGUGAGGAGGAAGAAGAAGCAGAAGAAGAAGAAGAAGAAGAAGAAGAAAGAGAAGAGCCUGACUACAUAGAACAGGAAGUAGGGCCUCCUCUCUUGACACCAAUCUCUGAAGAUUUAGAGAUCCAGAAUACACCGCCUUGGACAGCACGGUUAUCCUCAAAUCUCAUUCCUCAAUAUGCUAUUGCAGUCCUUAGAUCCAACCUUUGGACUGGAGCAUAUGCCUUUUCCAAUGGCAAAAAGUUUGAAAAUUUCUACAUAGGCUGGGGUCAUAAAUAUAGUCCAGACAGCUAUACACCUCCAGUUCCACCACCAGUUUAUCAAGAGUACCCCAGUGGACCAGAAAUUACAGAAAUGGAUGACCCUAGUGUGGAAGAGGAGCAGGCUUUCAGGGCUGCACAAGAAGCAGCUGUAAAUUCAACAGAGGAAAAUGAAGAAACUGAGGAAGAUGAAGAUGAGGAAGAUGACUAUGACUAAUAAAAAUAAAAUUAGCCCAGUCUUAUGAGACUGAUACACACAUCCUCCUUAUUUGGGACUGAUAUAUAUAUAUAUAUAUAUAUAUAUAUAGUUGCCUAUAUAUAUAUAGGCAACUAUUGAUGUGCAAAAUAUCAUUCCUUGAAAAUAUAAAAUUUGGAAUUUCGUAUGUGGAACUAUUAACAUGUACUUUUAGAAAGAUACUCAAUGGAUUUUUCAGAGGCUAAAUGACAUUUUCUUACAUUACUGUUCUGACGGCUGCAGCUAAUGGAGUAUGUGCCUCUAUAUUUUUUUCUUUCUUUUUUUUUAAGUCUCAGGUUGAAUUUCUAAUAUGGCAAACAUGGAAAUACAUAACCCACAAAAGCUCCUUGGGAACUUAAAUAUUUUUUGAGCAUCAAGGAAUACUGAGACCAAAAAUAUUGAUAAUAACUAAAUUAGAGCAUGUGUUCUUAAGCAAUCUGUGAUACUGUGUGCAAAUAUUGUGUGUAUGUAUGUACAUCUCUAUAUAUAUUCCCCCCCUGUGGGGAGAGGAUAUAUAACUCCACCACCUGCUCAAAGACUGUGGGAACACUCAAAUUUUUUAACUCUUUUACUUGUUGCUUCUUAAAGAAAUGUCUCAAUGUAACUCUUCUUUCAUCCUAUAGAAAUUGGUUUUAUCUGAUUUCAGGGAAAACAAUUUGCACAGAGAUGGCUAGCUGGGACAUCCAAAGACUUCAAACUGAUAUUUUCUACCACUGCUUUUCUAAAAUUAGUUAUUUCCAUUCACCAAAAUAGUAUUUUUAAGUUCUAUAUGUGAUGUGCCAGGCACUGUGGGGCUACUGUUAAAAACUAGACAUUGCUCCUGAAAUCUUAGCGCUUACAUUCAAGGAGGGAAACAUAUAACAGUAGAUAAUUAGAAUAGCAGGUAUUGUGAUACAAAUAUUAUACCAUAGGACAGUGUCUGUCAAACUCUGUGGUGAAGAACCAAUUAAAAAAAAAACACAAAACUUCUAAUCCAUGGCUAUUAUCUGUGUAAAAUAGAAUAAAAGUAUGUCAGCAAUUGUAACUUCUAUAAUUAUCUUGUCACAGACUGGUGGUUUGCAGCUCAGCAAUCUACACUUUGAGGAACGUUGCUUAUCAAACACUUAGAAGGUGCAUUUAAUCCAAACUUGAGCAGUUCAGGAAGCAUUUCUAAGUGGAAGC